Pediculus humanus corporis (human body louse) is the source of this 1512-nucleotide messenger RNA. RefSeq lists its product as uncharacterized. The coding region runs from base 1 to 1512 and encodes 503 amino acids. The transcript is spliced from 4 exons. Gene Ontology annotation, molecular function: serine-type endopeptidase activity. The record is from RefSeq and is a predicted model, not a curated record. Lineage: Eukaryota; Metazoa; Arthropoda; Insecta; Psocodea; Pediculidae. Gene Ontology annotation, biological process: proteolysis.
AUGGGACUUUUAAAAUUGAAAAGAAAAUUUCCAGAAGAAAUGGAAGAGGAUUGCGAUAGUUUGCAUCAAACAGACGAUACUCCGUUUGUCGCAUUGAUUUUAUAUAAAAAUUCGGGACGUUUUUUAUGCAUGGGAUCCAUUAUUGAUAAUAUACAUAUUUUAACGGCUAAAAUAUGCUUCGAAAGAGCGGAAUCAACUGAAAUACUCGUUGUUGUAGGAUAUAAAAAACCCUGGUGGGGAGAAUGUUCACAAAUAAGAGGAGUAAAAACGAUAUUGAGAAGCGAAAGCGGUUUAGCUAUAUUAAGAAUGAAAUCUCCGAUUGUAUUUUCAAAAGAUGUUUUGCCAGCCAAACUCCCAACUUCGGUCACAAAAUAUAAUAAUUUUAAAGAUACGUAUCCGGGUCCUUUUCAAGUGAUUGGAAUAUUCACGGAUAGAUUUGAAGUACCCGGGGAACCAAUAAGUUUUGAUACAUUUUACGUAAUGAAAAUGGAUACGGCUGCAGCAUUUCCGGAUUGCGAAGCAAAUUACAGCAGACGAAAUUUAGAUUCUUUAACAACUUUUUGCACGAUAGGAAAUGCAUCUUUUUGCUGGGGGGGUUGGGGUGGACCCGUUUUAGAAAUGAAAGAAAAUUUUAUGAUUCAAAUCGGUACGGUUAUUUUAGAUAAUUGUUCAGCAACAACAACGGGACCUUUACUUUCGGCAAGAUUAGAUUCACAUGCAGAUUGGAUCCGUGGUUUUAUUUUUAUUGCUUCGUCAACUGUUAAAGCUAUUGAUUCUGUUUCACAAACUCAAAAUAUAGAUAUUUCUGAUAAAAAAGUCUUAAAAAAUGGCAAAGAACAAGUACGACAAAAACGUGCCACCGAUGCAGAUCAAUUUUCUGUUAAAAUGCCCGUGUGUAAAAAUUUAAUGCAAACAUCUCGACAUCCGUUUGUUGUUAUUUUAUUAUAUAAAACAUCCGGACGAUUUUUAGGAUUGGGAUCUAUUGUCGAUAAAAAAACAGUGAUAACAGCAUCAGAAGUCGUUAAAUUAUCAUUAAGUGCUCCGAGUGAAUUAUUAAUAUUAGCCGGAUAUUUAAGCCCAUACUGGGGACCAGAUUCUCAAGUUAAAAAAGCCGAAGUCAUUUACGCUUUGGCCCAAUAUGGGAACACGGCUGCCGUGUUUGGAUUACAAAGAACCGCAAUUGAUUCACCGGGACAAUACGUUUUAAGAGGGAGCAUAUAUUCAUUGAGCUACGAAACGAUUCCCGAAACCAUAAAUGCAUGUCUCACGUCAUACAGGGAUCAGGAUUUUAAUUCUUCGACAAUGUUUUGCACUUUUGCCAACGGGUCUUGGUCUUGGGGUUGUUUAGGAUCACCGUCGGUCAUGCAAGACAAAUUAGAUAGAUUAUUUCAAGUUGGAGUAGUUAUAAAAACUACGGUUACAGAUGAUGAAUCUUAUCAUUUUCAUAUAAGAAUAGCUCCAUUUGUUCACUGGAUCAGAGCACACAGUCUUUUGAGUUUGGAACAUCAAUAA